GAACACGAUGUCGAUCGCUACAUACGAAGAGGUGCUUGAUUUGCCCAACCAUCCGGAGAAGCUGCUGGUCGAUGUGCGCAAUCCGGAUGAGCUGGCCGAGACGGGCCAAAUUCCUACCAGCAUCAAUAUUCCCUUGGAUAAUGUAAAGCAGGCAUUCGGUCCCGAAACUAGUGGGGAAGCGUUUGCGCAACAGUACGGUGUGGCCAAGCCGGGUUUCGAUCACUAUCUUAUCCUAUCAUGUCGCACGGGUCGUCGUAGCCAGAUGGCACUGGAAGCGAUUGCGGAGCUCGGUUAUCGAAAUGCUCGCAACUACAAGGGAUCCUGGACGGAAUGGGCCGCCAAGCAGGGAAAGUAAAGACAGU
Messenger RNA from Anopheles maculipalpis, 362 nucleotides. Its product is annotated as rhodanese domain-containing protein CG4456-like. The record is from RefSeq and is a predicted model, not a curated record. Gene Ontology annotation, cellular component: mitochondrion. NCBI's taxonomy places the organism in Eukaryota, Metazoa, Arthropoda, Insecta, Diptera, Culicidae. The transcript is spliced from 3 exons. Gene Ontology annotation, molecular function: thiosulfate-cyanide sulfurtransferase activity. The coding region runs from base 8 to 355 and encodes 115 amino acids.